This is a messenger RNA of Myzus persicae (green peach aphid), 996 nucleotides long. RefSeq lists its product as uncharacterized. NCBI's taxonomy places the organism in Eukaryota, Metazoa, Arthropoda, Insecta, Hemiptera, Aphididae. The transcript has a single exon. The record is from RefSeq and is a predicted model, not a curated record. The annotation marks the transcript as partial.
GUUCACCAGCAAAAAUAAGAAGGCUGAAGAUUGGUGUAGUACCUUCAAAAAAUUUACCUGUUCGGUCAUUGGACAAAGUGCUUUUAACUCCAACAAAAGAAAAAAUCAUUAAGAGAGCUGAGAGAUUAAAACAACGUCAUCAAAAUAAAGAACAUUGUCAAAUUUUAUUUCAAAAUGACUGGUAAGUUAAAUUCAACAAAUACCAAAUAAUUGAUUUGAAUAAAUUUUAUUAAUUUUUUAUUUGUUUUUUUUAGUUUACCAGAUAGUACACCUAUUACUGAUGUAGAGGAAUUAUCUUCAUCUUCUACACAAACUGAUGUCUUGACCCAAGAAAAAACUACAGUAUUAUCAAAUGAAAUUAAAACUGCCGAUAAAGAAGUCCAAGUUAAUACAUUUCAUUCCGAUUCUCUUUUUAGAAGAAGUAUUAUGGAUUUGAUUAGAAAUGAUGAAGAUUUAGUUGCAUUAACAGGGAUACCCAGCAUGGACAAGUUGUUAAAACUUGUCAAUAUUGGUGAAUUUGUGAUAAAAAGUUUAAAUUAUAAUAUCAAUUUUUCUCUUGAUGUUCUUCAUAGAAUAGUGUUAGUAUUAAUGAAGUUAAAACUAAAUACAUCUUACAAAUGCUUGGCAGUUUUGUUUGGUGUUUGUAAAAGUACUUGUACAAAUUACUUUUACGAAACAAUUGAUUUGUUAUAUUUAAUUUUAAAACCUUUAGUUUUGUGGCCUUCUAAAUCAAGUAUUUCUAAAAAUAUUCCUAAAUGUUUCAUAAAGUUCACAAGUACUAGGGUCGUAGUUGAUGGAACAGAAACUCCUAUCGAAGUUCCAAAAUGUUUGUCAUGUCGAAUUAGAACUUAUUCUUUUUAUAAAGGUAAACAUACUAUUAAAUUUAUGGUAGGCAUUUCUCCAGAUGGCCUAAUAACUUUUGUUAGUGAUGUGUAUGGUGGCAAAGCAUCUGACAAACAUAUAUUUGUAGAAAGUAAUAUUUUAGAAAAGUGUGAU